GGAGGCGGCGGGCGGCGCAGGGCCGAAGCAGCCCUCGGCCUCGGCCCGCCUUGACCCCUGGGCGGUGGGAGGCCCUGCCUGGACCCCCGGGCGGAGCGGGCAGCUGGCCAGUGACCCGCAGGGGCUCGACCUGGUCCCUGACAUCAUCUCGGUGCGGGUGAGGCUGGAGGAGACCGGGGAGCUGUUCCGGGUGGCACACUGCCGCAGCGACAUGACUGUGCGGGAGCUCAAGGAGGACCUGGAGCUGCUGGUCGGCAUCCCCUUCCACCUCCAGCGGCUGCAGUACCUGGACCGAGGAGAUCUGAUGGACAACACUUCGCUGAGGUUCUACGAUGUCGUGCCGGGCGGAGUCCUUUCUCUGUGUGUCUGGCAUUACGAUGGUUGGACCGACCUGGUGGUGGCUGCGGUGGAAGGGGAUCCCAGUAAGCUGUUCUGUCUUGGCAUCAGCGAAGAUUCUUUCUACCGGACUGCGAACUCUGAGCGUCUUGUGGGCGCAGCGUGGAAGCAGUGGACAGCUCAGAGGGCCUUCGUGGCGCUGUACAUUGUCUCCCACAGAGGUCAUGCUCAGGCUGUGCAGUACCUUCUAGAACACGGAGCCAGCUGCCUCAGCAAGUCCCCAGUGGGCAGGACGGCCCUGCAUGUGGCCGCGGCCAUGGGCCGCCUGGACUGCAUCACCAUCCUGCUGGAGUUCGGGUCCUCCAUCCACGCCAGGGACGCCCGCGGGGAGACGCCCAUCACCGUGGCCCGCCGUCUGCAUCGCAAGCAGAGCGAACGGCGCAUGUUCCUGCUCUACUGGCUGGCCACCGCGGCGUCAUCCAAGGGCCUGGACAACCAGGCCGCCAGGAAGUUCUUCCGGCAGGUGGCGCUGGCUCAGGGUCUUGUAAAACCCUGAAGCCGCCCCACCCCGGGGGGCGGGGACUUUAUGGAGCUCAGGACCACUGGGGACCCCCCACUACCAGCCCACCUCGGUCAUCAGAGCAGAAAAACAUGACUUGUCCCUCUGACUCCAGCGCCCAGUGUGCUGUCCUGUUUGCCAGG
Cavia porcellus (domestic guinea pig) is the source of this 1038-nucleotide messenger RNA. It is a transcript of the gene Ankrd60, whose product is annotated as ankyrin repeat domain 60. Bases 212 to 892 code for a protein of 226 amino acids. The transcript has 4 exons. Lineage: Eukaryota; Metazoa; Chordata; Mammalia; Rodentia; Caviidae. The record is from RefSeq and is a predicted model, not a curated record. Gene Ontology annotation, molecular function: protein binding.